AAGAGUUGGUACCCAUUGGAAGUCUAAACUUGAAAGAUCCUAACAGCAUUUACUAGGGUUUCCUGUUCUCCAACGGCCAUUCCCACCACCACAUUGAGCCCCAAGCCUAAAGCCUAAAACCUUUGCAGGCCUUUCUCCCUCUAGCUAUUUACUUCUCCUCGAACUCGUGUGACCUGACCUCCCCCUGACCCCUCAGUUAUAAAUCCAAACUAACAAAAGCAGAGCUUGCAAACACAGAGAUGGCCAAUAAGACUCCCAUAUUCCCUAUGCCAGAGCCUCAUCACUACAGCGACUAUGGCUUUGACCCGCAAAUCAACUACUUUCAGUUCUUGGAGGAAGCCAGAAAGCACAAGCGUGAGACAGUGAGGUCCAUAGACUCUUCGCAUUUCAAGCUCCAAAAACCCAUCUCGAAAGAUGAGUCUAACAGAAAGAUCCACAAGACCAAGAAGAAGCGUUGGUGGAGAAAAGCCUCCUUGUUUUUCAAAUGGAAGUGGAUCUAUAGCCAACAUAAUGAUAAUGCCGAUGAAAAUGUGCAUAAAGCCAGGGCUCGAGCAUUCAGGGCAUCAGUAUCGGGUCCUGUGUACGUAACUGAAAGCAGAAGCGGGUCGAGUACUCCGUACAGGACCACUAGCAGCCCAUCGUCAGGUCCGCUCGCCGGAACUCUGACUCCGGCUAGGAAGGGUGAUUUAGAGAUACCUUAUUUGAGUCUGAGGGAGCUAAACAUGGAGCAUCAGCAGCAGAGGAUGUCCACUUCUGCUAUGCCAGUAUACCUGGUCACUUAAUUAAAUGUUUCAAGUUUUUGAGCUCUGGGCAGCUUUUGUUUCAGGAUGUUACUGACUAGUGACUACUUCUUGUUUGGUUAGUGAUGUUUGUGGGUUUGCUUUGGGGGUUAACCAUUAUUAUAAUUAUCUUCUUGGGUUUUUGCCUUUCUCUUUUUUAUACUUUUCAGGUUUUGCAAAGUGCAAACUGCAAAAGGCGUUUGAUCUUGGAGGAUGGUUGGAUUGGAUCCUCUUUUUUUUUGGUGGUUGUUGCUCACUUUAUUGAUUUCUUCAACUAAUAGACUAGUCAGUGCUCAAAGGUUUGACUGAGUCACUUCCCUCA
Messenger RNA from Hevea brasiliensis (rubber tree), 1101 nucleotides. RefSeq lists its product as uncharacterized. The transcript has 2 exons. The record is from RefSeq and is a predicted model, not a curated record. Lineage: Eukaryota; Viridiplantae; Streptophyta; Magnoliopsida; Malpighiales; Euphorbiaceae. Bases 240 to 782 code for a protein of 180 amino acids.